This is a messenger RNA of Pararge aegeria (speckled wood butterfly), 1080 nucleotides long. RefSeq lists its product as uncharacterized. Gene Ontology annotation, molecular function: potassium ion leak channel activity. The transcript has 9 exons. The coding region runs from base 1 to 1080 and encodes 359 amino acids. Gene Ontology annotation, biological process: potassium ion transmembrane transport; stabilization of membrane potential. Gene Ontology annotation, cellular component: membrane. NCBI's taxonomy places the organism in Eukaryota, Metazoa, Arthropoda, Insecta, Lepidoptera, Nymphalidae. The record is from RefSeq and is a predicted model, not a curated record.
AUGUCGUUUAGGGUGCGAAUCGCGCGCGUCAGCGGCGCCUUGUUGAGCAAGUUGGUGCCUGAUACAUGGCUUAGAAUAUACCCAGCACCAAAAGAAUCUGGAGAAACGUUGUAUUCAGUAAUAUUAAGAUGUGUUCUGUGCCAACUGGGAUUGACAUCAUUCCUUAUACUUUGGACUGUUAUUGCAGUUUUCACAAUUCAAUCUUUUGAAGGACCACAAGAAGCAAAAGUGUCAUCAGAAUUUGAAAAAGAACAGAAUCAACUCGUCAUCGAUUUGGCGACCGAGCUAAGACAGAUUACCCCACUCUCCCCUAAAUGGCGGUACGCAAUAGAAAGGCGUAUUGAGGACGAAAGGAAACUGACGAUGCAAGCCGUUGGCGACGGAGCGCAACUCAAGCCUGGAGAGUUCUGGAAUUUGCCCGGAACUUUUCUAUUUACUAUUUACGUUAUGACUGCUUUAGGGUUUGGAGCUCCAGUGCCUCAUACACUUUGGGGUAGAACAUCUGCUUUGGCCUAUGCUAUUUUAGCUGUACCAACGCAUAUUUAUUUAAUGGUUAACGCAAGCACCUGCGUCGUGGUCCGCUUACAAGCGUACGCUCGACAUCUGAGAGACAGGAUUAGUGGGAACGUGGGCGACCUCACUAAGUCCAACUACAAACGGCGAGAUAGCCAAUACAUCAGCAGAAAUCCGGAAUUAUCACCAUUAAAAUCGUCUAAGUGGAAUACACGAAAAACUAUCGGUUAUUGUUGUGGAGUGUUAGGUGCCGGUCAUUGCAUCCCACUGGCAACGGUCACCUACUACACACUCGGGGUGGUGUCGUUUGGUGUGCUGCGCAACAAAUCUCCCUUCGAGACAUUCAUGUUCCCCCUGGAGUUUACCACUACUGGAGGCUUGGAACACGUUGAAGGCUACGUGAGGAUAUUCUACGGCUUCUACGUCGAAGGCGCGAUGUGCUUGCUUGCAUGUUCACUCGCUACGCUACGCCGAAGCGGCAGUUCAUUGUUUGGCUGCUUGUCUCAAACCCACCGCUUGUUUGAAACGGACGACUGCGAAGAUUGCGUUAAAACAACGAAGAAAUAG